CUCGAGCGCCGUUGACCUCGCUUGAAGAUGGGCAUUUGAGUAUCUUCUUUGCAGCGAAGAUGAAGCGUCUACUCCUAACUCUACUUUUAUUUGAACGAGCUGCUCGAUUGUUGGCGACUUCCUCCAGUCCACUGGCCCUAGGUGACUUGAAGUAUGACGAAGAUCCAUUUAAGUGUCCGUCUGGCAGCGUCUUGACAAAUACCGAUGUUUGCAAUGGAGUUUCUGAAUGCCCUAGAUAUUUUGGGCGUCGUGAAUUUUAUCGGUAUAUAGAGCCUGAGCCUGAAGAGGAAGAUUCUUCCCUCUGCGCUCCUAAGGAAUUCCUGUGGCAAGGCUUGGACAUGAUUGCCCAUCACACCACGAACAACGCUACCUUUCUCACGUGGUCGUCUGCUGUGGAGCCAAGCCUAGAGGCUACACCUGGCACGCACUUGCAUGGAAACGAAGCUGUGCAACUUAGCGGCUACUUUCUGACGGGAAAAUCGCUGGGCCACACCUUCCAGAAGAUCUUGAAGCCAAGUAUCACCGAAUACAGUUUGCAUGGUCUGAAGCCCUGGACCGAUUACAACAUUACGCUGAGGAAGUUUUACCUGAGCGACGAGGACGGUGGUCAAACAAUGAGAAUAGGACGGGCAGCAGCAUUAACAGUGCGGACACGGGCGGGCACUCCCCUUCCGCCAAGAGAAAUCAAGAUAAUCUCAUCAGGACAAGGAAAGGUCAAUCUACGCGUCGUUGACCCUAUCGCUUGGAAUGGAUUGCCGCUCAAGUAUCACUUCCGAUGGGAACCUCGAGACCCCCAAAUCGGACUUCCUGGAAACACUGAAAUCGAUAUACCUUCAACGCGGCCUCACGACCAGGAUUGGAUGAGCGUUCUUUUGUCGCUAGAACCUGGUGUAAGGUACAUAGUGCAUAUCUCGGCAAAGAAUACCGGAGAAAGUCAGAACAUCACACUUCAAAGUCCGGCCAUUUCCCAAGAUAUAUCCACUAUUCCAAUGGACCCUAUUAACCUCAAGGCUGACUCACUCAGCUCUCGAGAAAUAUUAGUGCGUUGGGGCGUCUCCGGUCAUGCUGAAUUCUUUCGGGUAAAUGUGAGCUGCUGCAAUGAGAAUCCACAUUUUGGUGCUUCCUCUGAACCUCGAAAUGAUUUCAACGGUUUUCAACACAAAACUGCGACCAUUCUUGUUGACGGAGGAGGCACGCAAUCUUCUACGCGGAGCGUUAUCGUGUAUCAAUUCCCUGGGUUCAAGAAUUGCACAGUAAAAGUGGAGGCCUGUUCACUGAGUGGGUGUAGCGGCGCAACAACCACAUCGGCCACUGUACGACCUAUAGUCAUUCCAGAACCUGUGAUUACUGGAGUGGCUUCAAACAGCACGAGCUCCUUCGAAAUAACGUGGACCUUCGCUUAUCAGAACACCAGCUAUUGUGAUGGUUUCCUGGUUCGAUAUUGCUCAUCAGCAUCAUUCUGCCGGGAAAACUACACACAUACCAACAGCAUCAAUGCAAUCAACCUCAGCUCUGACACGGUUUUUGACAUUGAAGUACGCGCCCGAAUAGAACGCAUCGAUGGCCGCGUCGAGCUGGGACCCCCUGCCAAGGCGAAAGUUUCUACGUGGACAGAAGUUCCACUUCAGCCCGGAUUGAAGGUUCGUGCCCCGACAGUGAGAUCAAAUUGGCUUGUACUCUUUUGGACAUUCAUCAACAGCACUGUCGACUACCUUCAGGUAUCGACAAACGAAAAUGCUUGGACAGACUGCACGGACGACGUUGGAUGCGAUAUGGCUGUCAUAUAUGGGUGGACGCCUGAGUUCAAGACUGGGUUCCUUUCGCUCAAGAGCCUUGUGCCCUACACAAACUACAGUGUCUCGUUAAGAGGUUGCAGCAAGGGUGGCUGUGGAGGCAACUCAACUGUGCAUAUUAAGACUGGCAUGGCAGCCCCAGGUGCGCCAGGUGGUUUAAAGGUUUUGAGUCAGAACAGCACCGGGGUGGUCGUAGCCUGGGAGCAUCCUCACGUGCCAGCCGGACCGCUGAAUGGUUACAUCGUUUCCUGGCAAUGCCCAUCCAGUGAAAAGCUGAGCACAACUGUUGAGGACCUUCAAAUAAUUGUUCAAGAUCUUCCGCAAGAAGGGUCGAACUGCACAUUUUGGGUGUCUGGCUUCAACAACACUCCUGAAGGGCACCUGCUGGUCGGCGAGGCCGCUAAUAUAUCUCUCCCAUAAUCCAUGCUCUCAAUGUGCCAUUUUUCAGAGCUCUAUGUCUUAACUCUCUAUGAAUGUUUUCUUCAGCUUUUGAAUUUCAAUAAAGUAACACUCUCUUUGAA
Molecule: messenger RNA, 2314 nt
Organism: Ixodes scapularis (black-legged tick)
Lineage: Eukaryota; Metazoa; Arthropoda; Arachnida; Ixodida; Ixodidae
Exons: 13
Coding region: 60-2213 (717 amino acids)
Molecular function (GO): protein binding
Source: RefSeq, a predicted model, not a curated record